GGUUAGUCUCUCCGCUUCGUGCAGAACUUCGUCGAUCCUGGAAUAGUUUCGUCAGUUACUCAUCGAAGUUUUUCGCGUGUUUGUUGUACGAGCCAAUUUGCAGUCGUUUCGGGCACAUUCAUACCAUUCUCGGUGUACAUAACCCUCUCCCGUGACAUUUACGUAUCAAUCGAACGUUGAUCGAAACAUCGAUAAUAGGCUUCGAAUUCUUCUCGAACGAUUAGUUCGUUGAUACGAUUGUUCAAUCUGGAAGCUGAUACAGAAAACGCGGGGAUGGAUGCUAUGGACGUCCUCAGUCCUGACACUUUGUCGGGGAACAACAAGGAUGGUUUCAACAACGAAAACAAUGGCAAUAACAAUGAAGACGACGAGGCGCCCACCGUCGAGGAGACUUACGAGGUUACAACUACCAAACGAAAGACGAUUCGGACCAGCUACAAGAUCCAAGAGACAUCUUCAUCAACCAAGACAACCACAAUGACAACUGCAGCAAAAUUAUAUGGCAAGGAUUUGAGUGAAUAUGAUGAUGUGGAUGUGGAUGAUUUAUUGGCACAACUUACCCCAGAAGAAAUUAAUAUACUAGCUAAGGAAGUGGAUCCAGAUGAUAGCUUUAUGCCACCAUCACAGCGUUGUAGCUAUGAAUGUGACAAGAGUCCUACAGGACCAUUAAAUCGUAAGAAACUCAUUGAACAUAUCAACAAACAAGCUUUAGAAACACCAGACAGACCUGAAUUAAAACCUUAUGUACCUGGUGUAAUAAGAGGAAAAAAGUGGGUUCCACCUCCUCAAGAAUCAACAAAAGAAAAAGAAGCAGAAGAACAAAUUGCUAUUGAUCUUGGAGAAGAAUAUGAACAAGCAUUAUCUAAUGCUACUCAAGAAGAAAUUAUUGAUCUUGCUGCUAUUCUUGGAUUUCAUUCCAUGAUGAAUCAAGAUCAAUAUCAUGCUUCUCUAUUAAAUUCUGGCCAACCUGUUGGUUUGGGUUGGGAUGGUAUAACAAAAGCUAGUCAACCAAAACCUUACCCAAUGGAACCUCCCAAUGAUACAGAUGUUGAUGCUACUAUUAAGCAAGUUAGAGAAGAUGAUGUUUCAUUAAUUGAUUUAAAUUGGAAUAAUAUCAAAAAUAUAUCUGAUGAAAAAUUUAUUCAAUUAUUCGAAGGAUUAGAGAUAAAUACACAUCUCGAAUCUCUAAGUUUAACGAAUGUGGGACUCACUGACAAGACUGCACAAAGGUUGGCAGAUGCCUUAGAAAAAAAUUCAACGCUCAGAGUACUCAACGUGGAAACAAACUUUAUAAGCCCAUCUGUGAUAGUAAGGCUCAUCAGGGCAUUGCUUAAAACAAAAUCAAUAGAAGAAUUUCGAUGUUCGAAUCAGAGGUCGCAGGUAUUGGGAAAUAAAAUUGAAAUGGAAAUUACACAAUUGGUGGAACAAAAUCCAACAUUGCUCCGACUUGGUCUUCACUUGGAAUUCAAUGAUGCUAGACAUCGCGUAGCUGCACAUUUACAACGCAACAUUGAUAGGAUACGGAAAGACCUAACGCUGCGACUACAGUUCCGAUUCUUUAACAUGAAUCACAGGAAACCUGCCUUGAUUCAAUGAAAGUACGGCAGUCCCGGCUCGGGGUGGCGACAUCUUAACGCGAAGUGGCGUUCGCCUAGGAUUUUAUUUAUAUCCAUGUUUGAAUGGUGUAGCAGCCGGUGCGUUAAUUGGAAUGCGAUUGGAUUAACCUGUUAACCCGCUCGAUUUUUAAGAAUUGAAAAUUUGCGCAAUAUCAAUUUUCCUCGAAUCGAGUUUUUUUUUUAAUCGAAACUUCUCCUGUUAACGGGUUAAACGCGUGGGCUCAUUCGUACUCGUAAUUUUUAACCAAAGACUCUUACCUUUAUUAAGAUUGAGAGCUACAAUUUCGAAACGUAUACCGACUUGGAAUUGAAAAGAACAUGGCGAAGCAUCGAGUUCGUUUCAUACUAAAACAAUUUUUAAUUACGCAUAUUGAAUUUCGAAUUUAGACACGUGACAGAACACUCAAAAGAAUGAAACUCUAAUUAAAAAAAGAAGAAGAAGAAGAAGAAAUAUCGACGCUUCGAUCGAAACUAUUUUCUGCCAGUUCCCGCGAUAAGGGAUCCCCGCGGUUUUGGUUUCGAAAGCAGCCUAGCCAUUCCGCUGUCGCUUCCGGCUCCUCCAUUCCCAGCGACUAUUCAGCACUAACGGAAGUGUCUCGUUUUCCCAACCGGAUGCCGCGGAACCCGCUGAAUCGCACCUGACCACUUCCGCCCGCCGCGUCCACUACCCUUGUGCUCGUGUCCCUCUUCACAGGUCAACGGGUUUCAACGUCGUACUUCGAUCGCCUCCUCCUCUCUUUUUUUUUUAUUUCGUCACAUUUCUCCGUAAACUUUACAAAUCUAACGUAGAAUCGUUCUCUUCAAAUCUUAUUUUACAGUUUCUUGUAUUCUUUCUUGUAUUUCUUUCUAUUUUUCACGAUGCACAAUUUGCGAAUUUCUGAUUGGAAGAAGUAUUUAAAGAUAAUGUAGCUUGUAAUUAUUAUUGCUUUCUAUGUCAAAUUGUGCGUGUCAAUUACUUUGCGUGUGCAAGCAUCGACGAGUUAACGAGGAGCUCCGUGGUUAUUUAACCACGGGGAUUAUUUCUCGCCUUUCGUGGGAGAAAUUUUCGCCCGUUUGUUGGAGGGGGAACGGGUUCACGCCUCGAUACGUUCACUGCGGAAUCGAUUUCAAGGAAUGGAGGUAUUCUCCUCCAUCCGCGGAACGAUCUCGCCCAAUGUCGUUCAAACGCAAAUGGAUCGUGCUCGUUCGUGAAAUUCGAUUGCUUUUCACCCUUCGAUUCCUUUUAUUCCGCGUCAAAAGUCGCCCAUUGUCCCGGCUCGAGAAAAUACUCGAGCGAAUCUUGAUUUCCCCUUUUUUUCUCUUUCUCUCUUCGAAAUUUUCGCCCCUAAAUAUUCGCCAGACUUUAUCCUCUUCUCGAACUUGUGUCCAUGGAAUAAUAAUACGAUCGAAGUGUAACGCGAGAGCGUUAUCCGUUGGAAAAGUUGAAGUCGACAAUUCGUCGACGAAUCGUUCGUAAGCAGCCGAACGUCGAACGAGAGUAAAAAUAAUAUUUCGGGAUGCCGCCUCCGAGGGAAAGGAAGAAGAUCGAUUAUUUUGAAUGUUGAAAAGGGUGGAGUUUUGAAAUUACUAUUCUUGUGUGAAAAUGAACGGAAGUAGAUGAUGCAAUAAUGUAACAAAUACUUGGUCCAAUUAUACGAUGUAAUAUAAUAUUUAUAUAAUGUUAUUUCACAAUCAUCAGCAUGAUAUCGUACUAAAAUUAGUUUCCAUAAUUCCACGAAGUGUUCUAGGAUAUUCUAGAAUGAUUAUAAAUUGAUUAAUUAAUGAAAUACAUAUACGAUGAAGAAUAUAAAGAAAUAAGUAUAUCAUAAAUUACACUUAAAAUAAUUCAACUACGUACUUUCAUCGAUCAAAAUUGUAUUUAUUUUCUCAUUUACUCCUCGAAGACAAAUUUUCGUACAAAAAUUUCUCCACUCUGAGUCACGAUCUAAACUAAAUAAGAAACAAUAUUAAUAAUAACAAAUUAUAAAUAAAACAAUAUUAAUAAUAAUUAAAUAAUAAAUCGAUCUUCAAAGAUCCUAUUAAAGCAACUUUUCAGCCGUCUUUUCGAACACCUCUUCGGAUAUCCCGCGGCGGUAACAGUCUUCGCCGCGUGGCAAUCUUUUCAAAACGAAUCUUUCCGGUCGGAGGCCGCCGAGAAUCCCUCCCUGAAAUAUCAUUUUUAAUGCCGCCGUGGGCGGUUAUCACGGUGGUGGAACGGCUGACCAAGACUUCUUCCCGAACGUGUCGAAAAUAUUGCUCGUACAUCGAAAGAAUACACCGCGAGUGUGACGCGCGAGUCGUUUUCGUCGCCUUUCGUUCGUUUAGUUAUCCGCGGCUAGGGACAAAGAAGUGGAAGGAAAUUUCUCUCUUCUCGCGAGAGAAAUUUGCCGAUAAUAUUUAAUAUAUUUAUACGACACACUUCUCGUAAAAUGGUUGGCCGUACGUUAUCUCAAGAGGAAAGUUUCGUCGAACUUGAAGGAAGAAUUCUUACGCGCGGAGAUGCCAUUAGAUUUUCUUCUCUAGUCUCUGAUGAACUGUAUUAUUAUUAUUAUU
This is a messenger RNA of Apis mellifera (honey bee), 4148 nucleotides long. It is a transcript of the gene tmod, whose product is annotated as tropomodulin. The coding region runs from base 274 to 1596 and encodes 440 amino acids. Gene Ontology annotation, cellular component: myofibril. Lineage: Eukaryota; Metazoa; Arthropoda; Insecta; Hymenoptera; Apidae. Gene Ontology annotation, molecular function: tropomyosin binding. The record is from RefSeq and is a predicted model, not a curated record. The transcript is spliced from 11 exons. Gene Ontology annotation, biological process: myofibril assembly; pointed-end actin filament capping.